Messenger RNA from Colletotrichum spaethianum, 726 nucleotides. RefSeq lists its product as uncharacterized. The coding region runs from base 1 to 726 and encodes 241 amino acids. NCBI's taxonomy places the organism in Eukaryota, Fungi, Ascomycota, Sordariomycetes, Glomerellales, Glomerellaceae. The transcript has 3 exons. The record is from RefSeq and is a predicted model, not a curated record.
AUGCAGAUCCAGGUCCUCGCCGCCGUCCUUACCACCCUCUCCUUCACCUCGGUCAAGGCUGCAAUCCUCCCUAGAGCGACCAUCACCGCUGGCACCAUCGUUCUCCCUGAAGUCGUCUUUAAUCCCUCCGAACUGGCCGACCCGGCUUUUACGGCGCUUAACAUACUCCGUAAUGAUAUCCUCAAGACAACCACUCUCGUCGGCGAUCUUACUCACGCCAGUGGCACAACCGUCAAAGAUAGAACCGACCAAGCUACCGCUGUCACCCGCCAAGUGACGAGCAACAGCAACAGCAUCCGCACCAGGGUUGGUACGGUCAUUGGUAACCUGCUGGGUGCAAUUCCUUCCGGCAUCCCCGCUCCAUCAGGCACAUCUGCUGCCCCGGCUUCCGUUCCCACCGCUGAGGUAUUUCAAGUCGCCCAAGACGUCGUUCGUCAAUCCCAGGCUCUGGCAAGAACCGCCACCUCCCAGCUCCAGGCGCUUCAAGGCCAGGGAAGCUCUGUGUCGGAUGCUAAUGGCAAGGCGGCUUACACCCUUGCCUAUACCCAGGCAAGCCUUGCAUUUCAGGGUGCCCUAAGCACCGUCGGCACUGCGGCCAGCGCUGCCAUCGACGCUGUGGCCAACACUCUUGAAAACGUCAAUGGCACCGCUGACCGCGUCCGCAACAUCAAGUUCAAGCUUAACCCUGUCCUUGUCCUUGGUCUUACCCCUGAUGUCACAUUUUAA